AUGCUUCGAAUCGAGAGUCUUUACUCAAUCAGCCAGCAAUGGCCGUGUCGAGAAGUUCAGACAAGGCAGCUUGCCUGUCUUCUCGGGCGUGGGACACCUGGUCCAUCCACCGUGGUCGUACACGGCAUCUCGGCAACGUGCAAGUCAACGAUCGUUCGCGCCGUUCUCUCCGCCCUCGAUGUGCCACACGCGAUUGUUCGGAGCACUGAGUGCAUCACCGGCCGUCAUCUGCUGACGAAGAUACUGUGGGCGAUGCUGGAGGCACUAGGUCUUAAGGACGAGUGGGAGAAAUUCGGGAAAGGUCGAUGCGAGCACAUCAGCACGCUUGCGGUCUUGCUCGCCGAAUGCCUUGCUUCCGACGCCGGGAGAAAGAAGGACAAGUUUGUGCUAGUGCUGGAUGGCAUUGACAAGCAGCGCGAGGCGCCGCAGACGCUUCUGUCGGCCCUGGCGAGACUUGGCGAGCUGAUCCCGUCCCUAUGCGUGGUCCUCAUCCUCAGUUCCUCUCCACGGCCGCUUUUCCUGCAGUCUGCGGCUGUGCCCCAUAUUAGUUUCCCUCCAUAUACGCGCAAAGAAGCAACAACCAUUAUCCUCAACUCCGCGCCGCCUCCAGUCAUCGGGCUUCCGCAAGAAGCAGCGUCCAAGCUCUACCCGCACUUUGUAUCAGCUGUUUACGACUCCCUCGUCGGCCCAACGGCCAGCUCAAUACCUACAUUCCAGUCCAUAUGCGAGAAUUUAUGGCCGCAGUUUGUUGCCCCCAUCACCAGCGGCGACUCGGCGCCGGGAGGUGCAGAGUGGGAUUUCACCCGUCUCCUGGUCAGAAACCGCUCGCUGUUCCGCCAACAGGGCGAAGCAGCGCUGGUGCAUCACAUCGUCACCGAGGACGUCGCCCCUGGCACCGGCUCUGCCUCGACCCUCAAGGCCUCGAUGGCUACUGCCGUGUCCGCCCCGUCCCCUUUGCCAUCACUCCCCUACUUCCCGACCCUUAUUCUCACAUCCGCAUACCUCGCCUCGCACACUCCCCAACGCCUCGACACGAUCUUCUUCUCGAAAUUCUCCUCCUCCUCCCUCUCCGCGCGCAACAAGCGCGCGCACCACCGACGUCGUCUGAAGGUCCUCUCGCAGGCCCAAGCCGAAGACUACCGCGCCGCGACACAGGGCCCCGCAACCCCCGGCAGAAAGGGCAAGAGAACAAAAACGCGCAUCACGAAAUCCACCCUCGAAUCUGCAUUCGCUACCACCUCCGCCACCACCUCCGCCGGAGGCGCCCCCGGCAUCACGGGGCCGUCGACCAUCCUCACCGCCCGCCCGUUCCCCCUCGAGCGCCUCAUCGCCAUCUACCACGCCAUCGACCCUAACCCGCCCGCCAACCCAAUUCGCACGACAGCGGUGUCGGAUGCGAUUUACGCCGAGCUGGCGACGUUGCGGCGUCUCCGGCUCGUCGUGCCCUCGGCAGGCCGCGACAGUUCGAGCCGUAUGGGCAUGGGAGCGAGUGGCACGAGCAGCGGGAAUACUACCUCUGACGCUGGGGAGAAAUGGUGUGUCAAUGUAUCCGGGGACUGGAUUGGGGAGAUGGCCAAGGGGAUUGGCGUGGAGGUUGGCGAGUGGUUGGCGGGUGGGCUAGAUUGA
Aspergillus clavatus NRRL 1 is the source of this 1626-nucleotide messenger RNA. RefSeq names its product origin of replication complex subunit 5 family protein. The record is from RefSeq and is a predicted model, not a curated record. The transcript is spliced from 3 exons. Lineage: Eukaryota; Fungi; Ascomycota; Eurotiomycetes; Eurotiales; Aspergillaceae. Gene Ontology annotation, biological process: DNA replication initiation; DNA replication. Gene Ontology annotation, cellular component: nucleus; nuclear origin of replication recognition complex. Gene Ontology annotation, molecular function: DNA replication origin binding. Bases 1 to 1626 code for a protein of 541 amino acids.